AUGCUAGGAUCUUGUGAUGGUAGCGCAAUUAAAUUAUUAGAAUUUUUGGAACAUAUGAAUCUUCGCCAAUAUGUAACGAAACCAACUCAUUUUACUGAUCAUUCGAAGACUUUACUUGACGUAAUAUGCAGCAGCAGUAGGGUUAUGAACGUUAUAAUUGACUAUGUGCCAGAUCUUAGUAGCCAUGCCUUUAUUUCUUGUGAAUUGAAUGUAAGGAAACCUAAACCAGUGCCUCGAUGGAUAACCUACAGGCCUCUCGGUGAUAUUGACAUCGACGUUUUCAAUGAACAUGUAAACUGCAUACCAUGGGAACUAUUGAUGAAUGGCAAUAUUAAUGAGUCAGUCGUUGUUUUUAACAUGCUUAUUAGUGCCUUAUUUGAUAUUCAUGCGCCUGUAAAGACAUUGUAUUUAAAGGACCGGAGUUACCCAUGGAUAACACAAACUAUUAAAGAUAUGAUGAGAUUGAGAGAUAAAGCUCAAAAAGUCAUCGUACGAAAUUGGAGGUCGAUAAAGAGUACUAUAAACAACUUAAAAGUUUAG
Messenger RNA from Achroia grisella, 540 nucleotides. RefSeq lists its product as uncharacterized. NCBI's taxonomy places the organism in Eukaryota, Metazoa, Arthropoda, Insecta, Lepidoptera, Pyralidae. The record is from RefSeq and is a predicted model, not a curated record. Bases 1 to 540 code for a protein of 179 amino acids. The transcript has a single exon.